AUUCCUCGCAGCUACGGCUACGCAAAGCUUUCCUUCCUGGUUCCCUCCCCCGGGCCGCACGAUACCUUCCCGAAGAGGCCACAAAUCCAAGCUGCUAACUCCCAGCGCAAUCCGGAAUCCAGGCCUCAUCAGAUCCUCACCUCUCUCUGCGAGGCUCCCAUUGGGUUCCGCUCCGGAGCGAGUCAACCCGUCGCAGCGCUGCGGGUGGAGGAUCUCGUCCGGCCGUACCACUUCGGCGGCGGGUAGUCGUCUGGAUCCCCAAGAUGGCUUCUUCAAAUGAUGAGGCUGAACACCAGUGGAUAGAGAAUCUUAAGUCCGGAGGAGCUGUUCCUUGUCUAGCACCUGAAAGCUGUCCUAAUGGCUGGGCUACACCUCCUGGUGAUUCAUUUAUGGUCAGAGGCCCAGAAUAUCUUACAAACAAGGUAAAAAUACCUGGUGGAGAAUAUCUUAUGAAGCCUCUUGGAUUUGAUUGGAUAAAAGGACCAGCAAAAAUCUGUGAGAUCCUGAAAGACAAGAACCAUCGUGUUAGGAAAGCCAUUGAUGAGGAGGUUUCACUUGGUAAACAGCCUUUUGUCUGGGCUUUCAACUUGCAACUGCCCAAGGAUAACUACAGCGCAAUAUUCUACUUUGUAUUGCUGGAACCUAUACCUGAAGGCUCUCUUAUGGAUCAAUUCUUGAAAGGUGAUGAUGCUUUCCGGAACUCCAGGCUUAAAUUAAUAGCGAAUAUCAUUAAGGGACCCUGGAUUGUUCGUACAGCUGUGGGUGAACAAGCCAUUUGUAUAUUGGGAAGAGCUCUCUCAUGCAAAUAUGUUCAAGGAUCAAACUUUAUUGAAGUUGAUGUGGAUAUCGGAUCUUCUAUAGUUGCAAAUGCAAUUGUGCAUUUGGCAUUUGGUUAUAUUACAACACUAACUGUAGAUUUGUCCUUUCUUAUUGAGAGUCAAACCGAAUCAGAGCUCCCUGAGAGACUUCUUGGAGCCGUAAGGUUCUCUGAGUUGAGUCCAGGUUCAGCUGGUCAGUACGAAAGGCAGUCUGAAGAGCAUCAGGAAAGUACUCAGUCUCGGCCUGUCGGAUUCUGGCAGGGUUUCUGGUCAAACAACCAAGGCAACCCAUGGGAGCCAUCCCCUAGCUUACAGAAUACUAAUGGAAACUUGCACAAAGAAGCAGGAAAUGAAAAUGCUAAAUGAUAUUCUUCAGACCCCUACUAGAAGAGAUCAAAACCAUGUCUUCAUCAUUUGGGGGUCAAUUUAUCCAUUCAUCAUUGCAUUACAAUUCUUCAGUAGGAUGAUCAGUAUCAGAUAGUCCCAGGGCUUGUUUCUUUGCCUCCACAUCUGCUGUAAAAAUUAUUACACUGGCCACAUACAAGCUGCAUAACUCUGUACAUAAACUGAAUGCCUCCUAAAUGUUUAAAUAUCUCAUGGAAGAAUUGUAUGAAAUUCAGGGCGAAAAUGUUUCAUUCUGCAGAAUAU
This is a messenger RNA of Panicum virgatum (switchgrass), 1466 nucleotides long. Its product is annotated as protein ENHANCED DISEASE RESISTANCE 2-like. The record is from RefSeq and is a predicted model, not a curated record. NCBI's taxonomy places the organism in Eukaryota, Viridiplantae, Streptophyta, Magnoliopsida, Poales, Poaceae. The transcript is spliced from 3 exons. The coding region runs from base 264 to 1184 and encodes 306 amino acids.